Molecule: messenger RNA, 2758 nt
Organism: Lingula anatina
Lineage: Eukaryota; Metazoa; Brachiopoda; Lingulata; Lingulida; Lingulidae
Molecular function (GO): protein binding
Source: RefSeq, a predicted model, not a curated record
CUUUUUAGCUCAUCAGUGUAACCCCUUCACAUCAGUUGGCUGCUUUGCAAAAAUUCCAGCAUGCAUUUUUAACUGUAAAGUCAGAAUAUCACCACUGGAUCCACAUGUAGCAGUUCCAAGUAGACUGAUAAUGUCUUCAGAUGCCCAAACAGAUGCACUGCCAGAACUGAACAUUUCUUGCUCGUUACCACCUGAAACAAGUCUCACUUCGCAGGACAUAACACUAUGUUGCGACUGCAAAAAUGAACUGAAAAGGAAAGUUUUUUCAGCAGCAAAGUGUUGGAAUGGUGAAUGCCCUUCCACCUCUGCAUACGCCUCGACAUCACAUGUGACUUUUUCUAUGUAUAAUCUAUCCUCUCUGGUCCUUGGCCAUCUGAUGGUCUGCUCCUGUGCCAUUCCCCAGCUGACAGGUGGAUAUUUGAUGUCUGAGCAAAGCACAAUUUUCAUAGAAGAACUUCCAAUCUAUCCUCAAGAAUUCAGGUGUAUAUCUUAUAACCAAGAGAGAAUGGAAUGUCUUUGGUCAUUUGACAACCAUACCCAAGAAACAGGAAUGUAUUUUCAGUAUAAGAAUGGUGACUUAAAAAGGUGUAUCCCCAAUGUACAGGUAUUUGCUAACAAGGCCAUCUGCAUGUUGACCGGUGGCCAUUUCAUUAAACCAGCAACCUUAAGUUAUUUUAUAUAUAAUCAGAACAAGUGGGGCGUAACCUGGAAAAAUGACACACUAAGGACAGACUAUAGAAUAGAAAAACCAAACCCAGUGACUGGUGUGGAAGGUUCUAAUAUCAACAGUACAGCAGUGGAUGUGACAUGGGAUCCACCAGUGCAUCUGGGGUUUCUCAGUUGUUGCAACAGUUGCCCCAGCAACAGAGGGUUAUUGUACACAGUGCAUUACAUGUCCAGGUGGAAUGAGGGGGUGGAAAAAAUACAGUACAACUGCUGGAAUGCCACAAUGACAUUAGGCCUGAGGCUAACUGGUUUACAUCCUUUUUCUGAAUACAACAUUAGUGUGCAGGUCGUUCCAGUUGGGGAAGAAACACCAAAUUAUGGUCACUUCAGUGAAGUAGGUGGCAGGAGUUAUACUGUGCUUAAAACCAAAGUAGAUGCACCUGCAGCUCCGCCACAACUUAUGGGUGUUUUAUACCAGCCUGAGGAAGAAAUCUUCACUUUCCAUUUCUUCUGGAAGGAAAUUCUUGAGACCUCACGUUAUGGAAAAAUCAUAGCACACCAAGCAUCCUUAGGCAAAUACACUGCCACUCACGGCUCUUGUAACACAACUGUGAGGUUCAACCAGACAUCUGGGGCAAGAACAUUACCACUGUCAUGUCGCAAGAUUCUUGAUGAUCAACAAUUUUAUUUGGCUACCAUCAAUGCUGCCACUCCAGCAGGAUUUGCUUCAAGAUCAAGUGAACAGAGAUUGAAUGUGUCCUUAAGCAAGAAACCCAGAUUUUUUUCUGUUGAAAUCUUUAAUGAAGAAGCCCAUCUGAGCUGGCAGUCUCCAGUUGAUAAUCAGUCAGUUAACACAAUUAUUUACUACACUGUUGUUUGGUGUGAGGGAAAUUACACAGAAAACAAGAACUGCCAGAGCAAAAUCAUUGAAGUAAACCAUACCCACAACCACACCCAGUGUGAGCUCUCUCUACCCAAGUCAGCUGAGGAUUAUGUUUAUUUGGUAGGAGCUGCAUGGCCAGAUUAUAACAGUACACUGGUGUAUCCAAACUGCAGGUGUAACUAUCAAUAUUAUGGAGUUCCUUCCACUGCCCCAGAUAAUUUCACCUCUGUGUUAAACAUCACAGGCUUGAGAGUGUCCUGGAAAGCUUUGGGAUAUGAACAAAGCAAAGGAAGAAUUUUGGGCUACUUAAUAAAAUACUGCGAAAUUGAAAUCACCUCACAGAAGUGUAUUAGAGGAAUGAGGAAUAUUUCUGUCACAGAAGCAGGGACAUCAGCCCUAAUAGAAGGGCUUAAGCCUCAGACACGCUACAGAGUGUCAGUCCAAGCUCAGACCAGAGCAGGCCUGGGACCCAAAGCAAUACAAACAGUGGAAACUAAUGUGGGCAUGGCUGGUGGUACCUAUUCAGGAGGUGAACCCCACCGCUCUGAAACUGUUCUAAUCAGUGUCAGCAGUACCAUGGGGUGUAUGGUUAUAAUUGGUGUGCUGGUGGCAGUGUGCAGAGCCUAUCAAUACACACAGAAGAAAAUAAAAAUGGAUAUACCACAGCAUACAGGGGUUUCAAAUAAUGAAGUUGCAGCAGAUUAUUCAAGUGGUGUUUAUAGUCUGACUAUGUUGAACAAUUCUUCUAGCAGAAAUUCAACAUCUGCCAGCAAAACAUGCAACGUAAUGAACCAGUUCCAGGAAACACCUUUGAAAGAUAGACGAAGCAGUGACAGUGGACAAUCUCUAGCACCUGAUCCCAGAGCAAUGGAGUUUAUCCCGCCAACACACCAACAUCUCAAAUUGCCAGAUGGUUACACAGUUUUUGCAGUGUUUACACCACCAGCUUGUGGCCUUAUGUCCCACGUGGGACGAAGAGCAAUGAUGAUGACACCACCAGCUAGUGAUUACGUACCUUUUUGAAUACACAAAUGGCAACCAACAAGGAGGAAAAUUUAAUUACCAUUUUUGUUUGAAUUUAUGUUGAAAAUUUUUAUAGUCUUUAGAAUUGUAGUGGUAAUCAGUGCUGUCCUUAUAGUUUCCUGCUUUAUAAAGUAGUAAAAAUGGCUUUUGUACAAAAGAAAGUCAAACAAAAUGAUUAAAACAAAG